Molecule: messenger RNA, 513 nt
Organism: Macrosteles quadrilineatus (aster leafhopper)
Lineage: Eukaryota; Metazoa; Arthropoda; Insecta; Hemiptera; Cicadellidae
Exons: 1
Coding region: 1-513 (170 amino acids)
Biological process (GO): DNA integration
Molecular function (GO): nucleic acid binding
Source: RefSeq, a predicted model, not a curated record
AUGACUGUAGAUGAACUAAUCAAGAAGAUGAAAGCCUGUUUUGCUCGACAUGGGAUCCCUGAAAUCGUAAUUUCUGAUUCUGGCUCACAGUUUACAAGCUCAGAAUGGAGAGCCUUUGCAGCCGAUUUUGGGUUUAAAACUAUUUGUUGUAGUCCCUUACACCAUCAGGCAAACGGUGAAGCUGACAGAGCAGUCCAAAAGAUGCUUACAAAGAACAAAGACCCCACUCUUGCAUUACUGGAGUACAGGUCAACACCAGGUCCAUCAGGGUACAGCCCUUCGGAAUUGUUGAUGGGAAGAAGACUAAGAGCCCGACUACCGUCAUUGACGAAAGAUCUCAAGCCUAAAAUGGUAGAUCACAAGACAUUUAGAGAAUUGGACAAACUAUAUAGAGCAACUCAAGCAGAUUACUUCAAUAAACGGCAUGGAGUGAGAGAUGAAAAGCAAUUCACUAUUGGAUGCAACGUGUAUAUUCCUGAUAGGAGAGAAGAUGGGAAGAUAGUUAUAAGGUAG